Molecule: messenger RNA, 760 nt
Organism: Dothidotthia symphoricarpi CBS 119687
Lineage: Eukaryota; Fungi; Ascomycota; Dothideomycetes; Pleosporales; Dothidotthiaceae
Product: copper/zinc binding superoxide dismutase
Exons: 4
Coding region: 44-508 (154 amino acids)
Biological process (GO): removal of superoxide radicals
Molecular function (GO): copper ion binding; superoxide dismutase activity
Source: RefSeq, a predicted model, not a curated record
CAAAACAACCCAAUUCCAUCAACCACCUUAUACAACCGUCACAAUGGUCAAAGCCGUCGCUGUUCUCCGUGGUGACUCCAACGUCAAGGGCACCGUCACCUUCGAGCAGGCGAACGACUCCUCGCCCACCACCGUCACAUGGGACAUCACUGGCCACGACGCCAACGCUGAGCGUGGUAUGCACGUUCACGCAUUCGGCGACAACACCAACGGAUGCACAUCUGCUGGGCCCCACUUCAACCCCCACAACAAGACCCACGGUGCUCCUGAGGACGACGAGCGCCACGUCGGUGACCUCGGUAACUUCAAGACCGACGGCCAGGGCAAUGCUAAGGGAAGCGUUGAGGACAAGCUGAUCAAGCUGAUUGGCCCAGACAGCGUCGUUGGCCGCACCAUUGUCGUCCACGCCGGUACCGAUGACCUUGGCAAGGGCGGACACGAGGAGUCCAAGAAGACCGGCAAUGCUGGACCCCGUCCCGCUUGCGGUGUGAUUGGUAUCUCCAACUAGAAUCUUUAGCGGUUCAAGUUCCGAGUCAAGACAUGACAAUGUACUUCAGCAGCCUGGAGACAACACCACGUCACGCUGACAACAUAACAUAAAUGAUGAACAUUGUGUAACGCAUUUCAAGAAUAAUACUACAUUCACUAUCAACCUUUCUCUGCGGCUCAUGAUGUACACACUCGAUGCAUUUACAGGCAUUGAAGAUAUUGAUACCAAAUACAUGUGAUUAUAUAUCUAUCUAGGAUCGCCAUAGCCAAC